This is a messenger RNA of Amborella trichopoda, 5824 nucleotides long. RefSeq names its product PHD finger family protein. Gene Ontology annotation, biological process: establishment of mitotic sister chromatid cohesion; chromatin looping; replication-born double-strand break repair via sister chromatid exchange. The record is from RefSeq and is a predicted model, not a curated record. Gene Ontology annotation, cellular component: Scc2-Scc4 cohesin loading complex. Lineage: Eukaryota; Viridiplantae; Streptophyta; Magnoliopsida; Amborellales; Amborellaceae. Gene Ontology annotation, molecular function: chromatin binding; cohesin loader activity.
UAAAGGUAUUGACCUAAAUUUUCUCUCUCCUCUUUUACCCGCCAUUUCUCUGCAACUUAGAAUUCUUGGAUUUUUACAAGCCUUCAUCAGGCUAUUCAAUAGGCUUUAGUCCUAUUUUUUCCCGUAAUUGCGUUUUCUUUGGCCUAAUUCAUCCAUUACAGUUUGUGUCACUGUUCUUCUCGAGUUUUCAGUGACUUCAUUCUAGCUCCAUUGAUUACUGUGUGAUUUACCGGUUCUGAUCUUAAUUAUAGUCCUUCAUGUAUUUUUCGAGCCUAUGAGCAUUGAUUCGGGCCAUUUAUCUGAGAAAUUCAGGUGAAAACCACUAUGUCUAUCCAUUAAUGGUGUAGUUCAGAAGAGAUGAGUCCUAAUGUGGGCAUUGACAGUGUAAUUUUCUGGUGAUUAGUUUUUGUUUUUCAUGAUGAGCUCAAGUCAUGAAAAACGCAAUGAUUGCAGCCACGAAAAGGCCUAUAGAUUAUCCAGCACUCCAUAUACAGAGAUUGCUCCUUGCUUGCCCUUGCCCAGACUUCCAGUUUUUUGCGGAGCUCUCAGCUCAGAUCUCUCACUCUUCGACAAUCAAAACUUUCAAUUCAUUGAUCGUCCUGAGAUACUUGCACAAGCUAGUAGGAUUGCAGCUCUCCUCAAAGACACUGAUGUUAGUUACCUAUCUCUCAGAGAUGAUUCCAAUUCUAUUUCUAGUCUCACUGGGGAACCUGGGACCCUAAUUUCUGAAGUUCUUCACUAUGAUCCUGAAGCUUUCAGUUGCUCCUGUCCAGGUUUCAUUAAGAAGCAGACUCAUCAUAACUUGCCAUCUGAAGGGCAAACCUUGGAGGAAAAGGUUAAAACUGCUGUCCUGGAAGAAAGAUUUUCAAAAGGGCCUCAGCACCACUCAGAUGGGCUUAUUAAUAGUGUGCAGAGUUCUGGUUCCUCUAAAAGUUCAAAAAAUAAGAAGAAACGCAGUGAAGGUAGCUCCUACUUGAAGGAGCAAGAGCUUCGUGAUAACCAAGAUGGCAUUAUUGGAGGAUUUUGUGAUAUGUUGGAUGAAAUAUGUUCAAGAGCAGAGACCCCUUACGAAGAACAAGAUGGGACAGCGGUCCCAUGUCUGGCUAUUUCUGAUACAAAAAUGCUUUUGAAUGAGAUAUUGGCCAUUUCUUCAAAGCAUUUACUGCACUUGGUUCCUGUUGAUACCCUUGUAAGACUACUGAAUGUUCUUGAUCGUCAAAUUCAUCAUGGGCUUGGACUCUCAAUUGAUGAAAAUGAGAAUGAUUCUGAUACGAUAUCACCCAUUCUUUCUGCUUUGGAUUCUACUCAUGCCGUGCUAGCUAUAUUGACUCACCAAGAUAUGCCAAAGCAACUAUAUAAAGAAGAAAUUAUUGAAAGAAUCAUAGACUUCUUAAGGAAUCAGAUCAUGGAGACCAUGUAUGUCUGUGAUCCAUCUUAUCGUGCUUUGCAUAGGCCGAGGGAGGAUGAUGUUGCCAAUGGAGAUGAAAACGAAGAUGAUGAAGGGGAGGAUGGUGUUUCAAUGGGAAGGAAAAGCCGUCCUAGAAAUAGAAGUUUCAAACUGAAGAAAUCUAUAAUGAAUAAGAUCUCUGGUGCUGUGUAUGCCGUUCUCCAGAAGCUUUGUAGUAUUCUUGGUUGUUUGAAGCAUCUUUUAUCGAUAGAACGUUUAGCUGAUAGCUGCAUUCUCCAACUGGUGAAGACAAGCUUCACAACUUUCUUGGUAGAUAAUGUUCAGCUCUUGCAACUAAAGUGCAUUAGUGUUAUUUGUGAGGUUUUUACUUCAUACAGUCAGCAUAGGACUUUUUUAAUGGAUGAAGUAUUUCACCUGCUAUGGAAGUUACCCUCCUCGAAGCGCAAUCUGAGGGCUUAUCAUUUACCUGAUGUUGAGCAAAAACAGAUUCAAAUGGUAACGGCAUUGUUAAUUCAGUUGGUUCAGCGUAGUGCCAGUCGUCCUGAAACGUUCAGCCAAAUAUUAGCGAGUGAUGCAAUCGCAGAUGUCUCUGAUACCAUCAACCCUACAAAAUGUCAUGAAGCUGCGACUCAGACAUGCUGCCAAUUCUGGAGCAAGGUUCUUCAGCGUUGGACAGCUGUAAAAAGUCAAGAAGGAGCUGAUGCUAAAAUUGUUAUGGAGAACCUUGUUGUAGACCUACUAACAACAUUGAAUUUACCUGAAUAUCCUGCUUCAGGUCUUAUACUCGAGGUUCUGUGUGUCCUACUACUCCAGAAUGCUGGCCUAAAAUCCAAAGACGUCUCUGCGCGCUCUAUGGCUAUAGACCUUCUUGGAAUGGUCGCUGCAAGACUGAAACGAGAUGCUGUUCUUUGUAGGCAAGAUAAGUUUUGGAUUUUACAGGAGUUGGUAGAUGGACAAAGUGAAGUUCCCAAUAUCCCAAAUGAUGUAUGUUCUGUAUGCUUGGAUGGGAAAGGUGGAAGCUCCUUGAUUGUUUGUCAGGGAUGCAAUCGAUGCUUCCAUGGAGAUUGCCUUGGAAUAACAGGAGCCGAUACCCCGACUCGAGCCUGGUUGUGUCAGCUAUGCCUCUGUAGAAGGCAACUUGUCUUUCUUCAGUCAUAUUGCAAGUCACAAAGUGAAAUUGAUGGUAGCAAGAGUAGAGGGACAGGGACUACAGCUGACUCUUUACCUGCUAUUGUGGGCGUGGAUAUCCUUCAACAGAUACUUCUUAACUACCUUCCGGAAGCUGGUUCUGCCGAUGACAUGCACCUAUUUGCCCGAUGGUUUUCUCUAUGCCUUUGGUUCAAAGAUGAUCCCAGAUCCCAGAAGAAAUUUGUUUACCACGUUGCAAGAAUGAAAUCAAAAGGACCAGUGCAUGGUUUUGGUUUCACUUCUUCAUCACUACCAAGGGAUUCGAUUAAAAGGAUAUCUCUUGCACUGGGGAGGAAUAGUUCUUUUGCUCGUGGCUUUGAUAAAAUUUUGGAUCUGCUUCUGGCCAGUUUAAGGGAGAAGUCUCCAAUUAUUCGGGCCAAGGCAUUACGCGCGGUUAGUGUAAUAGUGGAAACAGAUCCAGAGGUUUUGGGUGAAAAGCAUGUCCAAAAUGCUGUUGAAGGAAGGUUCCUUGAUUCUGCUAUCUCUGUAAGAGAAGCUGCAAUGGAGCUUGUUGGUAGGCAUAUCGCAUCACAUCCUGAUGUUGCUGCGAAGUAUUUUGUAAAGGUUGCUGAGAGAAUAAUGGAUACUGGUGUUAGUGUUCGUAAACGUGCUAUCAAGAUUAUCCGAGACAUGUGCAUUUCUAAUGGAAGUUUUUCAGAAACCACGAAUGCUUGCCUUCAGAUAAUUGCUCGCGUCAAUGAUGACGAGUCUAGCAUACAGGACCUUGUUUCCAGAACAUUCUAUGAAUUAUGGUUUGAAGAGCCUUCUGGUGUCCAGACUCAAUUUGUAGCAGAUGGUAGUUCUGUACCGUUGGAAAUUGCCAAGAAAACAGAACAAAUAGUUGGGAUGAUGAGUAAAAUGCCAAAUCAUCAACCACUUGUUACUGUAAUAAAGAGGAACUUGGCACUUGACUUCCUUCCUCAAUCGGCUAAAGCUACUGGAAUCAAUGCAGUGGCUUUGGCGACUGUACGAAAACGCUGCGAACUGAUGUGCAAGUGCUUACUUGAAAGGAUCUUGCAGGCAGAAGAAACAGAUAGUGAGGAUUUGGAGGUUCGUGCACUCCCUUAUGUUCUGGCCUUGCAUGCGUUUUGUGUUGUGGAUCCAACACUCUGUGUACCACCCUCGGAUCCAUCAAAAUUUGUUGUAACCCUCCAUCCAUACCUUAAAAGCCAGGUGAACAAUCAAGCAGUAGCUCAAUUGCUUCAGAGUAUAAUCUUCAUAAUUGAUACAGCUCUUCCUUUAGUUCGAAAGCCUCCUCAAAACUUUGUUGAAGAACUUGAACAAGACUUGAAACACAUGAUAAGUCGGCAGUCUUUUCUGACAGUCAUCUACGCUUGCAUUAAGUGCCUUUGCACAUUGAGUAAAGUUUCUAGCAAAGGUGCAAGGUUAAUUGAUUACCUUAUUCAGAGGUUCUUCAAACAUUUGGACUCUUGCAAGGAUGAACUUAAACCUGAGAACAAGGAGCCACUAGGGCGUUCCCUUUUUUGUAUUGGUGUUCUCCUCCGCUAUGGUGCCAAGUUGAUUUCAUCAAAUAUUGACACUUACAAUGUGACGAUCCUCUCAAUAUUAAAAAGGUAUCUUUGUUCUGAGGAUUUUGACCUUAAGGUCCGAUCUUUGCAGGCAUUAGGAUAUAUUUUAAUUGCAAAGCCCGAAUAUAUGAUGGAUAGAGAUGUUAGUAAAAUAUUGGAGGCCACAUUGUCUUCUGGUUCAGACACUCGAAUUAAGAUGCAGGCAUUACAAAACCUGUCAGAAUAUCUUCUAGAUGUUGAAGGUCAAACUGAAAAUGAUGAUUCUGACAGCAUGGGAAAAAAUGGUCCUGAAGUACAGGCACAUGGAGUGCCAGUUGCAGCAGGUGCAGGUGAUAGUAACAUCUGUGGAGGAAUAAUUCAAUUGCACUGGAACAGUAUCUUGGAAAGAUGCUUGGAUGUGAAUGAUCGUGUUCGCCAGUCUGCUCUUAAGAUUGUGGAGAUUGUACUACGUCAGGGUUUGGUUCAUCCUAUUACAUGUGUUCCUUACCUUAUAGCCAUGGAAACAGAUCAGCAGGAGGUGAAUUCAAAGUUGGCACAUCGCUUGUUAAUGAAUAUGAAUGAGAAAUAUCCUGCAUUCUUUGAAAGCCGGUUGGGUGAUGGCCUUCAGAUGUCAUUUAAUUUUAUGCAGUCCAGAGCUGCAUCUCUUGCUGCUUCACAAAACCAGAAUAAGGGACCUGGAAAUUUGAAAGGGAGAUUUGAGGACAUCAUUUCUGCAUCAAUGAAGCUUGGAAUUUCUAGGAUAUACAGGCUGAUUCGAGGAAAUCGUGUUUCAAGAAACAAAUUUAUGUCGUCGGUAGUGCGUAAAUUUGAUUCUGGAAACAACCAGCAGUCAUCCCUUCCUUUUCUAAUAUACUGCACCGAAAUUCUUGCAGCCCUUCCAUUUACAUUGCCUGAUGAACCUCUUUAUCUAGUCUAUACAUUAAAUAGAAUCAUACAAGUAAGAGCUGGACCACUUGAGUCUAGUAUGAAAACCCUAAUUUCCCAAUAUCGACAUGAAAAUGAUGCAAAGGGGCCCUAUGAAAAUGGGAUAGUUGAGAAACAGUUUGAAGCAGACGAUGUUUGUAAUCAUGAGAAUCCUAUGUCGGUUGAUGAUUUUCAUGCCAUUUCAGAAGAAGAUUUGCACAAGCUUAAGGAUGAUUGCCACACUGCAAUUGCUUUGCAGUUGCUACUAAGGCUGAAGAGGCAUUUGAAGAUUGUCUACAACCUAAGUGAUGCACGCUGCCAGGCUUUCUCUCCAAGUGAACCACUAAAAUCAGGUGAAACUUUAUCUAAGCAAAAUGUGCCCUUUAAUGUCAAGGAUACUCCCAUCAAUUCUCCCACAACUCUCCAAGAUAUACUCCUCAAGUACCAGGAGUUUAAGAAUUUGCUUAAAGAAGACACUGUGGACUACUCUGCCUAUUCAGCCGAUCCCAAGAGGCGGCGAUCAAGGGGCUCCUUUAGGGAGCCCGAAGAGGGACAUUUUGGUAAAAGUCCCCCACCACGAAUGGCGAAAACUGGAAAGAGCAUGCGCGAAAUUGACAUUGGUGACAGGUGUGAUGAAGAUGGUGGUGAUGAUGAUAUUUGGUUGGGUGGGCUCCAAAAGCCCAAUUAUAGUGGAGGUAGGGGUCGAUUAAGGAAGAAACAGAGGUGAGGUAGCUAUUGUAAGUAUCUUGAUUUGUAUAUUACGCAGUUCAUAAAUGUAAAAAGUUUUGGAGAGGGA